Messenger RNA from Elaeis guineensis (African oil palm), 2426 nucleotides. RefSeq lists its product as uncharacterized. NCBI's taxonomy places the organism in Eukaryota, Viridiplantae, Streptophyta, Magnoliopsida, Arecales, Arecaceae. Gene Ontology annotation, biological process: regulation of translation. The record is from RefSeq and is a predicted model, not a curated record. Gene Ontology annotation, molecular function: mRNA binding.
UUUUAUUCCAUUUAUAAAAAACCUCAGAAUUAUGAAUUAGUAAUAAUAAUUUCUUUGAAAUACUUAUAUUUAAUUUAUUAAAUGAAUGACUAAUAGGCAAUAGGCUAUCCAUAUAAAUUGGCAGAAAAGAUCAUUCAAAGUAGAUUUUGUUAGAUGUAUACCCAAAAAUAUAAUACUUCAAUGUUUAAAAUCCAACGCACGCAGCAUCAUCAUCGCUCAUCACCUCCCCUACACAUUUCUUAUCUCACAAUCUGUCUUCCCUAUUUAUAUUCUCUUCCUUUGUUCUUUACAUAUAGACACAAAUAUAUUGAAUCAUUUCUUCCUCCUUCUAUUGUCAAAUGCAUGAAGCGGCAUUGGAGGAAGAAAACGAAGAGGGAUGAGGCCCGCUGCUGUUCUUCUCAUGGCGAAGACCGCCAGAUCUUAGGAACAGAGGUCGAUCGAAGUCGUCCUGGUUUCGCUGAUCCCAGUUCGCCUCGGAUCGAAGAGAUGAUGGAGUCAGAUCUCGGCAAACUCUUCAUUGGCGGGAUCUCUUGGGAUACAAAUGAAGACCACCUCCGGGAGUACUUCAAGACUUAUGGGGAAGUGGUUGAGGCUGUGAUCAUGAAGGACCGGACCACUGGCCGUGCCCGUGGUUUCGGGUUUGUGGUGUUUGCAGACCCAGCUGUGGCUGAGAGAGUCAUCAUGGAGAAGCACAUGAUUGAUGGCCGGAUGGUGGAGGCGAAAAAGGCUGUUCCCAGGGAUGAUCAGCACAUCCUUAGUAGAAGCAACACUAGUAUUUAUGGUUCUUCUGGUCCUGGCCGCACCAAGAAGAUAUUUGUGGGAGGUCUGCCAUCAACUAUAACAGAGAGUGACUUCAAAAAGUACUUUGAUCAGUUUGGGAAUAUCAUUGAUGUUGUCGUGAUGUAUGAUCACAACACUCAAAGGCCAAGGGGUUUUGGUUUCAUCACUUAUGACUCAGAGGAUGCUGUGGAUAAGGUAUUGCUUAAUACCUUUCAUGAGCUGAAUGGUAAGAUGGUUGAGGUCAAGAGAGCUGUUCCUAAAGAAUUGUCCCCUGGCCCCAACAUGCGCUUGCCAAUUGGCGGAUAUAACUAUGGCCUGAAUAGGGUCAGUAGCUUUCUUAAUGGGUAUGCUCAGGGUUACAAUACCAGUUCAAUAGGUGGCUAUGGAAUGCGAAUAGAUGGUAGAUUGGGACCACCAGCAAGUGCAAAGAAUGGCUUCCCUUCUUUUAGUCCUGGUUUUGGAAUGGGGAUGAAUUUUGAGCCUGGUUGGUGUGCAAGUUUUGGAGGAAGUUCUAGAUUCAGCAACAACUUUGGAUAUGGUCGAGGUUUGAACAAUUAUUAUAGCGGGAAUUCAAGUAGGUACAACAGUGCUACUGGGUACAGUGGAGGUAGUGGUAAUUCUGGGUCAGCUUUCAGCUCAAUGGCUUGUAAUGUAUGGGGUAAUGGUGGCCUUAACUACACUACAAACUCUGCAAGUUCUAAUGCCUACAUGACCUCAGGAAGUGGGAGUCUCAGUGGCAUUGGCAGUAGUAGCCUGAACUGGGCUGGAUCUUCUUUGCCUAUAUCAUCUCAAGUCAUGGGGGUUGGAUCUGGCUAUAAUAGUAGGAUUUUGGGUUAUGAAAAUGGUGAGAAUAGCUUUAGUUUGGCAAGCAGUUUUGGAAGGAGUGGUGGAACUGGAGCUGGCAACAGUUCCCUUACUGCAAUAACCAGUGGAUAUGAAGGAAACUGCGCAGAGCUAUAUGGUGGUAGUUCAGUUUAUGGUGAUCCAACUUGGAGAUCGGUAUCCUCUGAAUUUGAUGGUGCUGGCCCAUUUGGUUAUGGGCUUGACAUUGCGGCUUCAGAUAUCACGGGCAAGGACUCUAUAGGUUAUAUGGGUGGCUAUAAUGUUACCAGUCGACAGCCAAAUAGAGGAGUUGCAGCAUAGGGAGAUUAUUUUUUCAACAUCAAAGGUUAUGAUAGAUGAGGAAUCCUGUAAUCCAGGUGCAUGACUGGGAAGUUUACAUAUGUCGUAUAUUAUAUGGGUUAAUUAUAUAGAGCUAACCAAGGAGAUAUUAUCAGAGAAUUUGAAUUCAAACGGUUUUGUGUAAGGUUCGGGAUUUGAGCUUGGUUUCUUCAUUGAGUGUAGGUUUUAUUUCUUGGGGUUUGGUUGAGAUGUAAAAUCUGAUUGCGGGAUAUACUCAGAAGUGUUCAGAUCUGUGCCAGCAAUGUGCUAAAUAGACUUCUAGUAUUGUUCAAAAAGGAAAAGGAAAAGGAAAAAAGCCACUGUAAUAUCCGGCAAUAUUGUUGCUUCAUGUCAGGUUAUUUCCCUUUUUUUUUUGAAAAGAAAAAACCUACUUCGGGUGUACCAGGGAUUUGGUUGGUUUAUUGAAACUGCCAGGGAUGCCAUCUAUAUCCCUAAAAUAAGGCAUUAAAUAUUCUGAUUCAUUU